AUGUGGGGGCUCACCGGCCGGUUGACCGUGACCGGCCAGGAAGCCAUGCCACCUUACGGACCACUCUUGGUCGCGAGUAACCACCUGUCAUUCAAUGACGCCGGGACGCUGGUAGUGGCGUUGCCCCGUGAGAUCAUCUUCCUCGCCAAGAAGGAGUUGUGGCAAAACCCAAUCGGCCGGUUUUACUGCAAUGCAGUGGGAGCGGUGCCGUUGGACCGACAGCGCGGUGGCGGCGGAGCCCUGCGCUACGCGUUGGCCGCGCUUCAGGAGGACAAGGCAGUCCUCAUGUUUCCUGAGGGAGGCAUCAGCCCCACGAGUCAACUGCAAAGAGGGAAGACCGGUUUGGCGUGGCUGGCGUUGAAAACCCAAGCCCCGAUUUUACCGGUGGGCAUAGCGGGCACGGAAAAAUUUGCGUCCUGGCACAUGCCAGUCCCGUUGGCCAGCUGGCAGGUGACCAUCGGCACCCCAUUCACGCCACCACACAUCGAGGGCCGGGUCACCGAUGCGCUGCUGAACUCAGUUACGGAUAUGGUGAUGCAGCGGAUCGCCGCUCUUGUCCCGGAAUCGUAUCGCGGUGUGUACGCCGAUAGUCUGCGACCUCGCGUGGUGAGCCCGCGCGGGACGUCUAGCGCCGAACAGUAA
Molecule: messenger RNA, 642 nt
Organism: Geodia barretti
Lineage: Eukaryota; Metazoa; Porifera; Demospongiae; Tetractinellida; Geodiidae
Source: the annotation of a GenBank genome assembly